This is a messenger RNA of Saprolegnia parasitica CBS 223.65, 1044 nucleotides long. RefSeq lists its product as hypothetical. The coding region runs from base 15 to 926 and encodes 303 amino acids. Lineage: Eukaryota; Oomycota; Saprolegniomycetes; Saprolegniales; Saprolegniaceae. The record is from RefSeq and is a predicted model, not a curated record. The transcript has 10 exons.
UUUGGCCUUUCCCGAUGAACUUUUCCAAGCUCUUCAAGGCGCCGCCGCCGCCGCCGCUCGAGCCGCCGCCGCCGGACGCCGAGCCCGGUCCGUCGCCACUCUUGAAGGAGUAUGUGCCCGUGCGCCAGCAGCGCCUGCCCGACGUCAUCCUCGAAGAGCAGCCGUUCGGGCGGCGGCGGUCGUCGUCGGUUCUCGACGCGCCGACGAUCACGCCCCGCCACGCGUCCAUUGCCAAGGUCAUGUCCAGCAGCUCGCUGCUCUCGGAAACGCCGAAAUCGCCCAUCCUGGCGCGGAAGCCGUCGUUUGUCGUGCCCAAUCUCGACAUGAAGCAGUUCGAGAAGGACUCGGAGCUCCUCUUGCUCAUCAACCAGCUCAAGGUCGAGCUCCAGCUCUGCCAAGACGAGAACGCACAGCUCCAGAAGCAAGUCGCCCAACACCCGAGCGUCUCGGACCACAAUGGCCGCAGUGCCCUCGAGCAAGCGAGGUACUAUGACGAGAAGACGCGCUACUUGGAGAUGGAGAACGCGCGCUUGCGGCAGAUGGGCUCCAACCAGCAGAGCGCUGGCGAAGAUAAAAAACGCAUUGCUGAGCUCGAAGAUGCGCUCCGAGAGGCCAAGCACACGGAGCGGCGCGCGCUGCGGCUCGUGGUCCUCGCCCUCGGCAAAGAGACCGUUGCGGAGCUGCUGCAAGCGCCAGGCAUGAACCAAAAGACGCUGGAAGAGCGCGUGCGCCUCGUCGUCGACAAGCGCAAGCCAAAGACCCGCUCCCGCGCGCCGCCGCCCAAGCGCCCGCAGAGUGCGUCGCCGACCAAGGCCGCCGACAAGGCGAUCCGAGCACGCUGCGUCGAGCUCGACGGUCUCUGGAAAAAGUACUGCAAUGAGCUCGUGGGCCCGUCCAAGGAGUUUGCCGACUCGCUACGGCGCUAAAUCGAUUGAAAACGCAUACGACGGUUGUAGCAGCUAGUUAUAUUAGUUGGGAAAAGAGUCGACGCAUCGACGAGUACACUUUAGUCGCAGACGAGGACCUUGAGCAUGUUGGUCGAGC